UAUUCUUUCUUUUUUCUUCAUCUUCUCUUUUAUCUCUGAAGUCAACUCAAGCUUAAUUCAACUUUCCUCUUCCUUCAACUUCUUCACCAUCAGCAUUCUCUUCAAUCUUCUCUUUUUUUGGAUACUAUGGUGUCUUCUUUUGCUUGCUUGUGGCAAUAAGAAUAACCCCAGUUUAUUUACCCCACGAUUCUGCUAUCUCCAUCCUCUCUCUUUUUUCACACAUCCAACAAACAAAGAAACAAACACCAUUUAUAUGCAACCCUCCAACAUGUAUUUAACUAUUCUCUUUCAACACUUCUGAGAAAAACCAUUCACUCCCCCCUUCUCCUUCUGCUUCUCUUUCACUCCCAAAUAUCAGAUCUUUGCAUUUGUUUUUGGAAAUUCCCCAUAACAAACUCUCUCUCUCUCUCUCUCUCUCUCUCUCUCUCUCUCUCUCUCUCUCUCUCUCUUCUUAAAUCCAAAAAAUUCAAAAGAUUCUGAUUUGAAUUCUCUUUCUCUCUUCAUAUUACAACUAGUCCACCCUCUUCUUUGCCCACCAAUUUCUUGUCUCAAAAUCUUCAAAGUUACAAACUUUUUCUGUCCCAAGCACUAAAAAUCGUGUCUUUCAUCAACAAAUCUCAGUUUUUCCCAACUGGGUAUUUAAAUUUAUACCCGUUUUUUUCUUUCAAAUUCAGAAAACCGCAGUGUCUUCAUCACUCGAGGGACCAAAGUUAGCGUCUUUUUGCCACGAAAGCCUCACUUUCAGGGAUCCGUGCGAGAGGGAAAUGUGGGAUGUUUUCGUGGUUGGCAAGGAUAGUUUCAGCGUGCUUGAGACCAGUGAGACGAUAUGCGCGUAUGAGCAAGGAUGAUUUCAAUGAUGACUCUUCCACCAAUGAAGAUGCUCUCUUGUGGUGCAGGGACCUUGAGAAGCACUCUUGUGGUGAGUUCUCCUUCGCAGUGGUUCAGGCCAAUGAAGUUAUUGAGGAUCAUAGCCAGGUUGAGACCGGUUCUGAUGCCGUCUUUGUUGGAGUCUAUGAUGGCCAUGGUGGUCCCGAAGCUUCCCGGUUCAUCAAUGACCACCUCUUCCAUAAUCUUAUGAGUGAAAGUAAUGAAAGUUUUGUGUCGAAUCUCAUUACAGGGGUUGCUCAAGAAAAUGGUUCUAUCUCUGAAGACAUUAUUAGGAAUGCUGUUUCUGAUACUGAGGAUGGGUUUCUGACUCUUGUUCGAAGGAGUUAUGGAAUAAAGCCAUUGAUAGCAGCAAUGGGAUCCUGUUGUCUGGUUGGUGUUAUCUGGAAAGGGACAUUAUAUAUCGCUAAUCUUGGAGACUCUCGUGCUGUAAUUGGUUCUAUAGGUGGAUCUAACAAGAUCAUUGCUGAACAGUUGACCAGAGAGCACAACGCUAGCAAAGAGGAGGUUAGGCGAGAACUCAAGUCUUUGCACCCGGAAGAUUCACAAAUUGUAGUUAUGAAGCAUGGAACAUGGCGCAUUAAAGGCAUCAUCCAGGUAUCCAGAUCUAUAGGAGAUGCAUAUUUGAAGCAGCCAGAGUUCUCUUUUGAUCCUUCAUUCCCACGGUUCCACCUGCCUGAACCUAUUCGCCGACCUGUGCUAACCGCAGAACCAUCUGUAUGUUCAAGAGUUUUACAGCCUAAUGAUAAAUUCAUCAUAUUUGCAUCUGAUGGACUUUGGGAACACAUGACAAAUCAGGAAGCUGCUGAGAUUGUUCAUAAAAGCCCGCGAACUGGUAUUGCAAGAAGACUUCUUAGGGCUGCUUUGAAUGAGGCAGCUAGGAAAAGGGAAAUGAGAUAUAAAGACCUUCAGAAGGUUGAAAAGGGGAUUAGGCGUUUUUUCCAUGAUGAUAUCACAGUGGUUGUUGUCUUCAUUGACCAUGAGUUGCUUGGGAAGAAGGUUACAGUUCCUGAGUUGUCCAUCAAAGGAUUUAUUGACUCAGUUGGACCAUCAAACUUUAGAAGUUUCCGGGAAUUGGAAUGAGUGCAAGUUUCAUUUCUAGAUUUAUAGCCAACAAACUUGACUUUCCCUGCCUGAUUAUCCAAAAGGAAGCUAAAACAUUAUUCAACACUUCAUUUGACAUUUUUGCAGCAUCUCAUUGUUGUUUGUUUUAAACAUGUCUUUUGACCUUUCAAGGUUCUUCCUUGCUUAACUUUCAAGGCAAACCUUGUCUAUUAGAUAUACUUUUACCGGUGAUAACUGAGGUAAGCCAUGUUUUUCUCUUCAUUUGGGGUGGGGGGUUCCUUGAUGGUGAUAGACUUUGCAGUGUGACAGUUUAUAUACUUUCUUUGUUUGAAUAAUGUUGAUAAU
Messenger RNA from Gastrolobium bilobum, 2295 nucleotides. Its product is annotated as probable protein phosphatase 2C 68. Lineage: Eukaryota; Viridiplantae; Streptophyta; Magnoliopsida; Fabales; Fabaceae. The record is from RefSeq and is a predicted model, not a curated record. Bases 772 to 1968 code for a protein of 398 amino acids. Gene Ontology annotation, molecular function: protein serine/threonine phosphatase activity; cation binding. Gene Ontology annotation, biological process: protein dephosphorylation. The transcript has 4 exons.